GAUGGGGCCGCUCGCAGCACUCGCGAGAGCGGCUGGGGUGGGAUCCGCGGCGCCUUGUGGGAGUUCGGUCCUUUCUGGCGGCCCGGCCAUCUUGGCGGCGCGUCCGCGUUACCGCCCGACCCGACGACAGGCAGCACCAUGGUGGCCGCGAAGAAGACGAAAAAGUCUCUAGAGUCCAUAAACUCUAGGCUUCAGCUGGUUAUGAAAAGUGGUAAAUAUGUACUAGGAUACAAACAGACUCUGAAAAUGAUUCGGCAGGGCAAAGCCAAGUUGGUCAUCCUAGCCAACAACUGUCCUGCUUUGAGAAAAUCGGAGAUUGAGUACUACGCUAUGCUUGCCAAGACUGGUGUCCAUCAUUAUAGUGGCAACAACAUCGAAUUGGGCACAGCAUGCGGAAAAUACUACAGAGUGUGCACACUGGCUAUCAUUGACCCAGGGGACUCUGACAUCAUCAGAAGUAUGCCAGAACAAACCAGUGAGAAGUAAAGCUGUAAAGGUGUUAUUUCUACAAUAAAACUGGUUACAGAUCUGUUUUAAGAAAAAUUUGGUUUAUACAUUUGCUGGUUUUAGGGAACAAAAUAUAUAAAUGAAGAUUCA
This is a messenger RNA of Cuculus canorus (common cuckoo), 597 nucleotides long. It is a transcript of the gene RPL30, whose product is annotated as ribosomal protein L30. Lineage: Eukaryota; Metazoa; Chordata; Aves; Cuculiformes; Cuculidae. The record is from RefSeq and is a predicted model, not a curated record. Bases 139 to 486 code for a protein of 115 amino acids. Gene Ontology annotation, cellular component: cytosolic large ribosomal subunit. Gene Ontology annotation, molecular function: structural constituent of ribosome; RNA binding. The transcript has 5 exons.